GAUGUCACGGGAAAAAGUGUUCUUCCAUGGUUCGACUGUGUGAAUGUAGUCGUCAAGUUUAUAGUGGUUCACUUUCAGUCUAUAUGUGUGUGUCUGUAAGUAUGUGAGUCUGUAAGUGCGUGUGUGUGUGUGUGUUUUCUGUCUCACUUAGUCCCUUCGCAGAUAUUCAACUCUUCGUUUGCUUUUAUUUUAUCUCCGGCUUCAGCUUUAUAUUGCACCAUGCCAGCCAUCAAACUCAAGAGAGUGACAGCAGAAUACCUUGCUGAAAAGACUGCACAACAAUCUAAAGCAGCUGCUGCAGCAAGCACAGCAGCAUCCACUGCAACACCAUCUGCAGCAGAUGAAGAUGCUUCAAACCGAUCUGAAUCCAGUACAGCAGCAGCUACUCCCACUAAAACAGACACAAAGAAUAAAGCCAAGCAGCCUACUACCACUGAGACAGCGAAAUCAGGUGGAGCUGGGUCAAAGAUUCUUUCCAAAUUAGAUGAUACAGUUUUGACAGAAAAACGUAAAAGAAAUGUUCCUGCUGCUGAGCUCAAGUUGAUGGAAUGGCUUGAUGAUAACUUUGAAGAGCGAGACAGUACAUCUAUUUCAAUGUUAAUACUCUAUGAUUACUAUGCCGAAACAUGUCAGUUAGAUGCAUCCAAAGUUGUGGAUAUUCCUAACUUUAAAAAGAUUGUGCGCCAGAAAUUUGGAAAAGGUAUUGGCAUCAAAGAAACUUCGGCUUAUAAAGGUUUGUUAAAAGAAAAGAAACCAAAGAAAAAACCAACAGUGCAAGCUGAAUCAUUGCGAUUAAAAAUGAAAGACAUUAUUGAUGAAGCUCUGAAAGAGUCAGGAAAUCCUAAAAAAGGCGUUCGUUUUCAUUGGUUGAAACAGUAUAUUGGGGCAAAAUAUCCUGCCCUCCGGGUUGAUUUAAAACCAGGCCUUCUAAAAGUUGCUCUUGAGCGAGGUGUUCGAUUUGGUUCCGUUCAAUUGGUUCGAGGAAUUGGUUAUUGUGGCUUCUAUCGUCUGCCCUUGCCAGAUAGCUCCGAAGAAGCCAAAGUUGUCAAAUCUAAGAAAAAAGAAAGUGGAUCCGAAGAUAAAAAAAGUGAUGGUACUGCUGAUGAAACUGCUAAAUCUGAAGAUGCUGGUGAGAACGGUAGUGAUGAGAAAAAAGAUGAUGGCGAUAAAGCCACUGAUGAAACUGAGAAAAAGACCAGGAAGAGAAAGUCCACAAAAGAUGAUUCUAGUAAGACAGCUAAAAAGUCAAGGAAAGCGAAGAAAGGAAAAAAGAAAAAGAAGCCAAAACAUAGUACAGAGCUGAAGAUUGAAGACACGUUUCCGCUAGCCAUUACUUUCAUGUCAGAACCUAAAGAAGCAUCAGUGUCUCGGAUUAAGCGUUAUAUCCAAGACUUUUAUCCAGAUGUCAAUGCUGAAGUGAGGCUAAAGAAAGCUCUAGAAAAAGGUGUUGAGCGAGGAUUAUGGGAACAAGUGACUGGAACAGGAGCUUCUGGAACUUUCAGACUUCUUAUUGAUGAAUUCAAUCCUGGAAAAUGUGAAACUGUGGAAGACAUGGUAUGUCUGGCAAUUGUUGCUACUCAUGAACCAAAACAAGCUUCUGCUCUGUUAAUCAAGCGUUAUGUGCAAGAGUUUCAUCAAGAUUUCAACAUUGAGACCCGACCACAUCUGUUUAAGAAUGCAAUUAGUAGAGCUGUUAAGAAAAACAUCAUCAAGCAAUUAUCUGGUAUUGGUGCCAGUGGUACAUUUCAACUAUUACUACAAUAUGGACCGUCCCCUGCCAUGUUGGCUGGAAAUCAAGAGGCAGAUGAUGUUGGCCAGGGUAGCAGUGACGAUGAUGAACCAGCUGAACAGUAUUAUGUCCGACCAACCAAGUCUCGUGGCCGAGGGCGCGGUGUUAAAAUGAUUAUUGGCAAGAAAGCCAAGCGAUGAAAUCAGAACUCUUCAUCUUUCCUAUUAAAGAGUGCCACUUGUCAGUUGUUUCAGAUGAUAUAAAGAAAUCAGUAUACAUACAUAUUACAUGAUGCCAACCACAUUUUUUACAUAUUCAUCCUGCAUCAGGUCACAAUCAUUACAUCUGGCUUUACAUGUUGUCACCAUCUCCACGUUUCUCAGUUGUCUUAGAGCCAUUUUUCAUAUUUCCUACUCAGACACUCAAUCUGUGUGCGUGCGUGCGUGUGUUUAAGAUUACUUUUAAUCCCCACCCCAUUUUGUCAAACAAUCACAUGAAACCAACAAUAAAAUAUAUUCUGUCUUAAAUGUAUAUGUUUUGUAAAAAAUAGUUCUAAUUUCUAUUUAAAACAUAAUAAAAUUAUCAUUAUACUCCACACAUACACAUCCCCUUUAUAAUCUCAAAUUUAAAUUGCAUUUAUUUAUGUUUGAUUAACCAUCAUAUUUUGAUGGUUAUCUGUUUAUUUUGAUUAUUGAUUAUGCUUUCUUUUAAAUUUGUAUAAUAAAAUAUAUACUUGGUUUAUGUAAAAAUCUAAUCUCAAGUUAUAGUUUUAUUCCAAAUUUCAAAGUCUUUUUGAUCUAUUGGAAAAAAAGACUUUCAUUUUUUUAUAAAACUAUUUGAAGAAUUUUGUGUGGUUUCAAACACUAAAACUUAUUAUUCAUGUUAUUAGUAUAUCUUCAUAACUUUUUAACUGAUCAUAUUAGCAAAUUUAGUGAGUACUACAAAUCAGCACAUAGUUUUAGAGAGAUCAAUAUUGGUUGAGUAGCAGACAGUGAACGAAACAUUGCAACUUUGUAUAUUUAACUUGUUUGUGCUUUGUUUUAUAUUUUUAGUGGUUUAUAUCUGGUGAGGUGAUCAUGUAACAUAUAUUUUCAUGUGAUAACUUUCACUGCAUUCUCUCUCCUUCAGUGACUACUUUUUUAUCUGUCGCAAUCACUGGUGUGUAUAAUUUAUGGAAAUGUUUUAAAUGGUGUAUAUGAAUCAAGAAUGUUGAAUAUAUUCCUUAAACUAUCAUAGAAAAUGAAUUUUCAGUUAAAAACGAAAAUGUUUCUUUUAAAAAAAAAUAUAAAAAAAACAAAUAAAAUAGUUACUGUUUUGAUUGUUUCAAAAGCUGUAUCGAUUAUAGUGUUUAUAUUUUAGUUGUAUUCUUUUUUUAAAAUUUUCCUUGGGACAUCUCCUUUGUAAUUAGUAUAUUUCUUUAAUUAGGUAGAGGUAAGGGAUAGUUUUGUAGAAAGAUCAGAUAACGAUCUCAAUGUUAUAUAUAUAACUAUUGCAAGUUACAAAUGCUAUUCAGUUCUUGUGGGCCUAAAAUAUGCUAGGAAUUGUCAGAACUACAUAAGAUAAUGUUUUAUCCUCAUGGCAAAGAUAUUUUAUUCUGUUUGGCAUUAAUUAUGAUAAAUUACACUUCCCUCUAAAUUUUACUUCUAGGAAUUAUUUGGCUUUGAAAUGGUUUUUGUUCUGAUUUCUAAACUAAAUUAAAUGAAACACAAACAGGAUAAGAAAGUUAACAUUCAUUCAUAAAUAUGGAAAAUUAUACAUCUUUGGAUUUAAAGAACAUAUAUAUCAGAUAGACUAAAGAAGUUAUAAAAUGUGAUCCAGAAAUAGUCAAACCAUUAUGUUAGUGAAUCCCUCCUACAUUUUUGUGUACUGUACACACUGUUCCAUUAAAUAUGGUCUGAAUGGGAGUGAUAAACAACAAUAAUUAUUAUUACAUUUAUAUAUUUUUCUAAGAGUAACACUAAAAAAACAAUAUGAAUUUUACCUGAAGCAACUGGUUGAUAAAUGAUGCUUGAAUGUCUUCUAUUAGAAAUAUCUAUUCAUUGUAAUAAUAUUUUAUUGCAACAGACCUGUUUAUAAUGUUUUAAUGAUUAUUUAGAGAACUUUCACUUGUUAGAUUUGCUUAACACUGUAUUUUCAUAUAAUCUCCGUUCUGAAUCAUAAUUUGAUAAGGUUAUUAAAUACCUUGUAUUUAUUUUGUUCCAAUGUAUAAUAAACAUAGUGAGUGCUGUUCAAUGGAUAUAAUCAUUUCAUGGUUUCCAUUUUCAAUUUAUUUCACUUACAUUAAUAUAAAUCCUCAGGAAAUGCAUGAAUGUUACACCUUAUCUUGUUUUCCUUAUAAGAUAUUAAUCUUAAGCCUAUCUAGAAAAUUAAUAAUAAUAAUAAUAAUAAUAAUAAUUAAAAGAAAAAGAAAUAGAAUAAAAUCAAAUAAUUAUCAGAGAUAUUUUUAUCAAUGUGUAACUGAUAUGAAAUCGGUUUAUAGCAAGGGUUUAUCACAUAAGUAGUGUAUGAAACCAAGGUUGAAAUUUGUUUUCCAUUUUUGUGAAAUAUUUUUUGCAAGAUAUUUAGCAGAUGCUAUUUAAUAGAUUGAAUUUAUUUUUUUAUAUUGUAAGAUGAAAGUUUGAUAUAUUGAAAAGUAAUAAAGCAUAUUUCUAAAUGUUUUUCAACAUUUUAUUUGGUCUCCAUCUAUUCCAGCUAUCUCCUUAACAGAACCCUACCACUCCUACACCUGACAUUAUAAUUUCCUGAGUUUAAUUAAGUAAGCUAUUUUUAAUUAGCUCAUUAGAACGUUUUUCUGCUGAGUAUUUACUUCUGUGUCCAUUAGGAAUCUGAGUUUUUUUUUUUUUUUUUUUUUUUUUUUUUCUGAGAAUAGAAAAAGUUUUCUAAGACUGAAAAUAGGGUUAGCACAAUUCAUAGAAAUUUUCUAACAAAUUGUGACUAGAAUACUUGUGCUGUGAUUCCCCCAGUGUUAGCUAUAUUUUGUUGCCAUAUGAUCUUGAAAUUAUGUUUAUGUAUUAUAUGUGUGUGUCUUUCUCUCUCUACAGUUUUUCAACUCUCAUGCUAAUAAUGUUAAUAUUUAUUAAUACUAAUUGUCUAAAAUCUUUGGAUGUAUAUACAGUUUAAUUUUAAACUCUCCAUUAUCAACUGACUUAAUUAUAAUAGAUCAGCACAGUCAAACAUAAUUUUGACACAUUAAAAAAAAUGCUCUUUUACAAAAAAAGUCUGGUCAGUUCAGAUGUUAUAUAACUUUUUAACUGUGCAUCAUGAAUUAGUUUGCAUUAGUAAAUAAUCAAUUAGAAAAAAAUUGAUCUGCAAAGUAUACUAUUCACAUAGGAACAGGAUUUCAAUGUCCACUGCUGAAUCUAUGUUAAACAACCAUAAGAGAAGCUCAUCUCUUAAUUCUCUUUGGAAAUUUCUGAAUUUGCCUUAAUUUUCUUGAAAUACCACUCUAUUUUGUCUUGGUCAUUUGUUCUCAUUUACUCAUGGCAAAAACACUUGUAGAGGUUAUAUUUUCUUUAUCGAGAGUCCUAUGUUGUAAUAUAUAUAUACAUAAUCAAUGUUAAAUCUCUGAACGAGGUAUUAACAGUAACUGCACGACAAGGUGAAGUAUAUUUGCCACUUAAAUGUGGCUGACCCCUAAGGGUGGAUGUUACUGUUGCUUUUAGCCAGCUGGAGGAGAUGUUCUCCUGGGGCUAAAAGCAACAGUAACAUCCACCCUUAGGGGUCAGCCACAUUUAAGUGGCAAAUAUACUUCACCCUAUAUAUACAUAUAUAUAUAUAUAUAACAUUCUUGCCUUAAAUUUGCAACUGAAAACAAUUAAAAUCUUUGGAGUGUGUAUAAGGGAAAGGCCAAAUACGUAUAAUAUUAUUUCAUAUCCCUUUUAAAGAUGUAUAUAACAAAACACACUGAGAAUUUUCUCCUAACCUCUCUUUCUCUCUCCUUGUUUAAUUUUAUAUUUUGAUGAAUGAAGUUUGUUCAAUCAUUUUAUCAGGGUUGGAAGAAAAAAACGGUCUUUUUAUUUCUUUAUUUUAUUUUGUUUUUGUAAUUGCCAAAAAUUACAUCUUAUGACUUUGUGUGUGUGGUGUGUUUGGGGAGAGAGAGAGAGAGAGAGAUAACAGCUCAGUUUAAUAAUGUAACAACCCUUUGAGAGUGGAGGAACCCCCUCUCCCCACAACAUAAUAUCAAUUUAGUCAGUUUGUGUUUAUUAUAUUUACAUUAUUAUAACUGGUUAAUUCACCUGUGUUCAGGUGUCAGAUAUAGUAACAAUUUUCCUUCUAUCUUAGUUAUUUUAUAUGGAAUUUCUUAUUUCUCUAUAACUAUCAGCUCAUAACCAUCUUUUCUUGCAAAUGUAUUAAUAUUUCUAUUGAAGAUAUGAGUGCUGCUGUGUAGCAAGGUUAGCUCCUGGCUAGCUACAACAGUGAACCAGUUUGAAUUCUUGCUUGAAAUCUAAUCACUUCUUUGUUAAUGUCUUCUUGGGAAAGACAUGAACUUCUUUCUUCCUCUAAAAUAGGGCCUCUGUGCCUAGUCAAAAAGAAUCCAGAAUUUAAUUUUUAAUUUCAAGAUUGUAUUCCUGAAAUACUUCCCUUUGACAGAGUUUCUACUUAAAUCAUGUUUAGUCUAUAUUUUACAGUUGAAAUAUGAAUUGUUUUUUAUUUCUCAAGUAUUUGGCUGUAGUUUAAUAUAUAUAUAGAACAUUCUACAUUUGUAAAUGCUACAUUUCAAGAAAAAAUGUCAUAACCUCUGACAGUUUUAUUGCAUAUAUUCCCUUGAUAUGUAAUAUAUACAUAUGGAAACCAGUAUAUGUUAUAAUUGUAAUAUGUACAGAUGUAAAUCUAUGAUUAUAUUAUAGUUUAUUGUCUUCAGUUACAUUCAUUUUGGUGUUACUUUUUAAGUUGAUUUCUUGAUUUUUAUCAAAUGUUUCAUAUGCAUGAUGGAAUACAAAUAGGAUGAAAUGUGUAUAAGAAGUUGUAUUACAUGUUAAACAAGAGGCAAUUCUGUGUCUGUGUGUAUGGAUGGAUGUAUGUGUGUGUGCCUGCGCGCACUAAGUACAAUUUCAAAUCCAUACCUAAAUGUUUCAUAACAACCAACAUCACAUUGAAGUGACUGCAAUCAUAAUAUAUGCAUGCAUACUCAUAUACAAACAUACAUACAUACACAUUAUUCAUUUUUUUUUUUGUUUCAUUUCAACAUGAAAUUAAAUUAAUAAUUUCAUGUUGAACUAAAAACUAAAUAUUAAUAAACUAUAAUAUAUUUGGAGUUCCUUGGGUUUAUUUAUAUAUAUAUAUAUAUAUUUGUUUGUUUUUUUUUUUCCAUUUUUUUUUUUUCUGCUUGAUUUUUUUUCAAGCUUAGUUUUCAUUUUAUAUGAACUGACUUGUGAGAGUUUCUAGAUUUACUUCAAGGUAUAACUCAUGGUUAGAGUUUACGUCUUUUCCAAAUGAAACUGCUGUUUGGAAAUGAUAGGCAGUUGUUUCCUAAAUUAACAAAGCAAUCAGACAUGUGCCUCAAUAAAAAUAAAAUAAAAAAGAAAGCAAAUGAAAAAUUCUUCUGCAGAUGUGCUUUGAAGUACUAGUUAAAGAGCAAGCCAUUGUUUUCCUUUCACAAAACAACUCUGCAAAUGGUUAAAAUAAUAGAAUUUUGUUCUGAAAUGUAUAUUUUAUUUAUUUAUUAUCAUCAUUAUUAUUUUCAUGUGAAUUUUGAGUGAAAUAAAAUUUAUUUAUAAGCUGACUGGAAACAGUU
This is a messenger RNA of Octopus bimaculoides (California two-spot octopus), 7463 nucleotides long. RefSeq lists its product as uncharacterized. Gene Ontology annotation, biological process: nucleosome assembly; regulation of DNA-templated transcription. NCBI's taxonomy places the organism in Eukaryota, Metazoa, Mollusca, Cephalopoda, Octopoda, Octopodidae. The record is from RefSeq and is a predicted model, not a curated record. Gene Ontology annotation, molecular function: DNA binding. Gene Ontology annotation, cellular component: nucleosome.